UAAAUUCCUUAACACCUUUCAAACCAGACGUGGUGAGCCAACUGAAGCUUUUCCCAAACGUGACGAUGAUCGACGCGACGUGGGAGCUGCAGGAGCCAACUGGUGAAGUUUUUAGGUACCGGGUAUCAUGGAUACCUAAUGGAAGUAGCUUCAGUGCUGCAUGGUGUUACGUUAACUCGUCCGCUACCAGCACCUCGGCCUGUGAUGUAUACCCGACCUUAGAUAGUUGCACUCUCUACAACGUCACGGUGCAGCCCAGGACAUUUGGUAGGAGCGCUCAGAUCAACACUGGCACCCCAGCGUCCGCAGCAACCUACACCCUGCUGGAUGUACCGCCAGCGGGAUCACCCCCUGAAGUAUCGUCCGUGGCAAGUCGUAGCGUCACCCUGACGUGGAUUAAACCUGCCACUAAAUGCGAGGUCGUCAACUACACCGUUGUGUACGGCGGUCAGAUCAUGUGGGGAAACCACGCAACCUUGGAGGUUAAUUCUGCAUAUUCCGAGACUACGACGAUAAAUAUCGCUGGUUUGACGCCGUACAGCAACUACUCCUUCUCUGUUGUGGCGGCGACUGCAGCUGGGAAGGGGGAGCCUUCACUGCCAACCUAUUGUGUAACGCUGGAAGAUGAGCCAAACAUCGGGUUGAUCGUGGGCAUGCUAUGUGCCGAGAAGAUUGAAGCCGAACUGAUAUGUUGGAUCAGGAUUAUCAAUAUACGAAGAUGA
Molecule: messenger RNA, 722 nt
Organism: Hyalella azteca
Lineage: Eukaryota; Metazoa; Arthropoda; Malacostraca; Amphipoda; Hyalellidae
Product: immunoglobulin superfamily member 22-like
Exons: 3
Coding region: 66-722 (218 amino acids)
Molecular function (GO): protein binding
Source: RefSeq, a predicted model, not a curated record